AUGUCUACGCUGCCCCCCGACCAUCGCAAAGGCGUGUCGCGAGCAACUGGAAGCACCGUCAACAUGACUGUAUCACAGUCUUCAAAGGCCAAACCGACCUCCAAAGCCAGCAAUGGCAAGCCAAAGACAAAGACGCAGAUGCAUCGUCGUUCAAGAACAGGCUGCUAUACUUGCCGUCUGCGACGCAAGAAAUGCGACGAGGGAACUCCCAUGUGCACAGCCUGCAAGCACCUCGGCUUGCAAUGCGAGUACAAGCGACCCAUGUGGUGGAGCAACAACGAUAUGCGAAGGAAACACAAGGAGGACAUCAAGAUGAUCAUCAAGCGCAAGAAGCUCUCUGAGAAGUCAUCACACAACAUCCAGAACUCUGUCACCAGCUCUCCUCCUGGCCUCACCCACUCUCUUCCCACAUCAGCCACCUUCACUGAUCCUCUCGACCGCACAAGAUCCGCCUCCAUUGACUCACAAUUCCCAGCUGCUUUCAACUUUAACAGCCCUCCUAGUGGCAAUGAGUAUGGAUUCGGUGCGCCAAUGCACCCCGAGUUCAUGUUUGGCAGCUACUCGCCUUAUGAGAUCGAUGUCAAGACAGAGCGACAGAUGUUUGUGAAUGAUGUGCCCACAGUUCGCGAAUCACACAUAUCCACCUUCAGCACUUACCACACUCCUCCCCCAGCUGGUACUAUUCUGCCCAACGGUCCUCUUGACGGCGAGUGGGCCGAGCAGGUCUUCCAAGAGCGCAAGGAAUCCCUUUCAGAGGAGACUCUCAACUGCAACUUCUUCGACUUUUCACAUGGCCCUUCCACAGAGUCGAGGCAAGUCAAGAUUGAGUUGGAUGAGAAUGACCAGCGUCUGCUGGACCACUUCAUCCAGUUCGUUCUGCCAACCAUCUUUCCCAUCCUCGAGUCCAACCAACAUUGCUCAGUCAGCUCAGAUCUGAUCCUCCCUGCUCUUCAAUCAAACAGUGCCUACCUUCACUGCUGCCUGAGUGUCGCUGCCCAACACCUCAAAUCACAUACCAAUGGCUCCACCUCUACCGAGGACAUCGACAACGACAUCAUGCGCCAUCGCUAUGCUACCAUCUGGGCUCUUUGCGAGGCUCUCAAGAAGGACGAGAAUCACCAGCAAAUUCUCGAAGCAACCCUUGGCCUCAUCUUCUUCCAAUCUGUAGUUGGCCGCUAUGACGAUGGCCUUCUCGAUAUUCCUUGGCACCAGCACUUCCAGGCUGCCAUCAGCUUGGUACAGAAGCUUGACCUUCCCGGCAUCGUCUCCGAUCCUACUCGGGCUUCAAUGCAAACCCCCUUCAACAUGUCUCUCUCGUGA
Fusarium proliferatum ET1 is the source of this 1320-nucleotide messenger RNA. RefSeq lists its product as uncharacterized. Gene Ontology annotation, cellular component: nucleus. The coding region runs from base 1 to 1320 and encodes 439 amino acids. Gene Ontology annotation, molecular function: zinc ion binding; transcription cis-regulatory region binding; DNA-binding transcription factor activity, RNA polymerase II-specific. The transcript is spliced from 2 exons. Gene Ontology annotation, biological process: positive regulation of transcription by RNA polymerase II. The record is from RefSeq and is a predicted model, not a curated record. Lineage: Eukaryota; Fungi; Ascomycota; Sordariomycetes; Hypocreales; Nectriaceae.